Molecule: messenger RNA, 2125 nt
Organism: Solanum dulcamara
Lineage: Eukaryota; Viridiplantae; Streptophyta; Magnoliopsida; Solanales; Solanaceae
Product: UDP-galactose/UDP-glucose transporter 3
Exons: 8
Coding region: 316-1314 (332 amino acids)
Biological process (GO): UDP-galactose transmembrane transport
Cellular component (GO): endoplasmic reticulum membrane; Golgi membrane
Molecular function (GO): UDP-glucose transmembrane transporter activity; UDP-galactose transmembrane transporter activity
Source: RefSeq, a predicted model, not a curated record
AAGCAUAAUAAUUUUUUUAAAAAUAAAGUGUCUGCGUUUGCUCUACCAAUCACAUGUCACCUAACACUUAUGCCACCCAAUAGCUAUUCGCCACCUGGAGUAUAUACGAAUUCAAAUCCCACAUUUCUGUAAUACAAAUUUCCCAAAAACACAAUCAUCAUUUCCGGUGCAGCGGCAGUUAAAAGAGAAAACCAACGGCAAACACCGAAGUGUACCGUCGAUUCCCUAUCGCCGGUGUGUGAUCGUCGGAGAGUCGCCGGUGAAUAUACACGUGGCAGGCGGAUCAAAGUGGUACCACCGACGAUAUUAAGCUCAAUGGAGUCUCACGGCGCCGGGAUCCGCCGUGUUAUGGUCCUCGCCUUUUGUGUCGCCGGCAUUUGGUCUGCUUAUAUUUACCAAGGCGUUCUUCAAGAGACUGUGUCAACAAAGCGUUUUGGCCCGAACAAGGAAAGGUUUGAACACUUGGCAUUCCUAAACCUGGCACAAAAUGUAGUAUGUCUGAUAUGGUCAUUUAUGAUGAUAAUGAUUUGGUCUAACGGAAACAGUGGUGGUGCUCCCUGGUGGAGUUACUGGAGUGCUGGCAUUACAAAUACUAUUGGACCAGCAAUGGGGAUUGAAGCGCUAAAGUAUAUUAGUUAUCCUGCACAGGUCCUGGCAAAAUCAUCAAAAAUGAUUCCUGUAAUGCUCAUGGGCACAAUAGUUUAUGGCAUAAGAUAUACAGUUCCAGAGUAUGUGUGCACACUGCUUGUUGCUGGUGGAGUAUCAAUGUUUGCACUUCUAAAGACUAGCUCGAAAACCAUAAGUAAGUUGGCGCACCCCAAUGCUCCAGUUGGAUAUGGGCUGUGCUUCCUGAACCUCACCUUUGAUGGUUUCACCAAUGCUACUCAGGAUUCGAUUAAAGCACGGUACCCUAAGACAUCUGCUUGGGAUAUUAUGUUAGGAAUGAAUUUAUGGGGUACCAUUUACAAUAUGAUCUUCAUGUUUGGCUGGCCAAAUGCCAGCGGGUUUGAUGCGGUUCAAUUCUGUAAGCAGCAUCCAGAGGCAGCAUGGGACAUUCUUGUGUACUGUCUAUGCGGCGCUGUUGGCCAGAACUUCAUUUUUCUAACCAUUAGCCGAUUUGGUUCUCUGACUAACACAACCAUCACCACAACGCGCAAAUUUGUUAGCAUAGUUGUGUCAUCCGUGUUAAGUGGCAACCCAUUGUCCACUAAGCAAUGGGCAAGCGUCAUCAUGGUGUUCUCAGGAUUGUCAUACCAGAUAUAUUUGAAGUGGAGGAAGUUACAGAGGAUGCCAAAGAAGAAGAAGUCCACUUAACAUAUUAAAGUAUAAUUUUGUAAGUGAUGUAGACGGAGGUUACGGGUUCAAGCCUUAAAAACAAUCUCGGAUAGAAAUGCAAGGUAAAACUGCGUACAAUAGACCCUUGUGGUCAGGUCCUUCACCGGACUCCGCGCAUAGCAAGAGUUUUAGUGCAUUGGGCUGCCCUUUUUAUUGACGUUAUGUCCAGCAACUUCUUUUUCUUCUUUUCUUGUUCUUUUAGUCCUUUUAGAAUAUGUAUAUCAGCAGAAUAUGUCAGAUAAUCAUGUACUUCCUUUCCACUUUUGAUAGUCUCUCACUGUUGAACAAGAGUCAGAACAAAUUUCAGACAGCAUCUCUGGUUAAACAAGGCAAAAUCUGCUCCGAUUUAUUAACACAGCACCUGAAAUACAAUUGUGUGCUGAAGCUGUUGCCUGCUAGUCACACCAGACCAAGAGAAGACAAACUAAUCAAUCAAGACUCAGUCAUGACCUUUGAACCUCAUGGCCACUUUCUUUCCUAGAGUUUGCAACCAUUAUCUUCACUUUUCAGAUAUAGCAACAUUAUUUUGUAGAGGGGGAUGUGCCAUAUCUUUACAGAACAUAACAGCUUGAGGUACUUUGAUGACACAGAUGGAGAUAUUCAGAAAACAGGUUCUUUCAAUUUUGCAUCUUCGGAUUGAAAAAAAUUUAAAAUAUUAUAUGCAUCUUUUGAUUGGAAAGUACUCGACUCCAAUGUAGUCAGCAAACAUUUCAUAUCUAGUUUGUGAACUUUCCAGAAAACAGUUGGUCUCACCAUUUCAAGAUUGAAUACAUUUAAACUUCACUGGUCA